AUGGAGUAUGACGACAACUCCAUGUCACACCGGAGCUCCGUAGUCGUACCUGGUAUCCAUUUGUUCUAUCUCGCACCGGCCAACCGUGAGGCUAUAAAGGUUGUCACCUCCCCCAUCAACUCAGAGUUCCGUGCUAGCCAGAGAGCAGAGGAGGAGAUCGGGACUGCAGCACUUUCCGUCGGGGUCAUCCCUUCUGCGAAAGGCGGCAAAACACUCCUCACUCUAGGACGCAAGGGCGACAUCACGGUUGAGGGUGGAGAUGAUGGCAUUUCAGACAUUCAUUGCUGCUUCAAGAUCAAUCCUGAGACUGGAGUGGUGAUGCUCCAUGACAAGUCAAACAACAACACAACACACGUGCGCGGUCAUGAUUUCCCUGAGAGAAGAUCUCGCAAGGUUGCCAUGACCCCUGGAAAGUAUGAACUGUUCAACAUCGGCCGCCAUCGAAAGAUUAAAUUCAAGUUGGUGUGGUCUGGCGAUGUUGAAGAUGCCUUAGUAAGGGGCAAAGUUCUUUUCACGAUGCGAAAUCCUGAUGUGCGCGUCGACUCCCGCUCAUCAGCCAAAGUGAUCAAUCGGUGUGUCAAGGCCGGAAUUUUGGGCUCUGGACGCUGCGGAAUAGUGUACAAGGCUAUCGACCUUGAUACUGGAGCCGUGGUGGCCCUCAAAACUUACAAGAAGAACGACAACAGGCCAGAGCGGCUUCCAAAGAUUUUGCUUCAGAGGUUUGCCAAGAGCGAAGUGAAAAAUCUGGCAAAAUUGAAACACCCACAUAUCGUCAAGUUCAUCUCGGCCAGUGGCUUGGAUGAAGCAAGACCGAACAUCUUCCUGAGAAUUGAGGAAGGAAGCCUGGCCUCGCUCAUCCUCGACACCAAUUCAAUGAAAGAGCCUUCGAAGAGCAAACACCAAUUGAAAAUCGGAAAGUCCGUUAUGAAACAGAUGCUUGAGGCUUUACAUUACUUGGAUACCAAAGGAAUCGUUCAUCGCGAUGUCAAGCCCCAAAACAUCCUGUUCAGCACAAGAUCAAAGGGAAGGUAUCGUUUCGUCCUUGCUGACUUUGGUCUCAGCAAGUGUACGUCCGUCUUCUCGCGCAGCUGGCUAUCCGCGGGGACUAUGGUCUUCAUGGCACCAGAGACAUUCGAAUACUGCGUCAAAUUGACGACCAAGGUUGAUGUCUGGGCGCUCUAUGUAACCAUGCUCGUGGUAUACGAUAUCGAUGGCUUUGCGAAGGACUGCUUAAAGUGUAAUAACCACCAUCAAGUUCAUGAUCUGGUCCACAAGAUCAGGUCGAGAAGGCACUCGCUCAUUGAGCCGUUCAUAAAGAUGGCGUCCACGAAACCCGAAAACCGAGCCUCGGCCAGGCAAAUUCUCAAGCAGUGGCCAGCUAUUACAUGGCCCUAUGUCAAUGAAAAGGCAACACUGUCAGAUAGUUCAGAAUCUGACAGAACCGAAAGCUUUUACACGGCGUAUAAAGGACAUGGAUCUGAUCGGGCAGUGUCUGGUGGAUCCGUGUCUGACACAUCGGCAGAGACACCCCGCUCGAGGCGUAAUUCGAUGCCGGCUACUCUUCCGGAAAGUGUUCGGCAGUCACAGAUGGAGUUUUUCCGCAAGUAUCAAGUAGCUGAUUCAGACUGCGAUACUUGGUCAGAAACGGAAGAAUCAAAGACGCCACGCCGGCAUACCGUCAAGUCCUUCGGGACGGCGGUCUUUGACGGACCUCGGAGGACUGUAGAUCCGCGAGGCGUUCCUGAUAGACUCUCUUGCAAUCUACAAGCGGUCGUGUUUGACGAGUUAUUCCGGGACGAGUGA
Clonostachys rhizophaga is the source of this 1803-nucleotide messenger RNA. Lineage: Eukaryota; Fungi; Ascomycota; Sordariomycetes; Hypocreales; Bionectriaceae. The record is from the annotation of a GenBank genome assembly.